UUCGAGGCGUCCGUGGGUGCGGUGGUAAUGGUUAAAACCUUCACAUAUCUCGUGAUUGGGUUUUUAGGAGUGGUCGUGCUGUUGACGGUUUACUUGUUGUGUGCGUAUCGAAACCGCAUACUCCAUCUUCCAUACAGUCCCAAUUCGAUUGCCUCGAUCCUUGGACUUGCGCGCCAUCAAAUGGAGCCGUUCUCUGUCUUUCGGUCUCUUGGAUCUGCGGAUGAUGUUGUUUUCAAAAGGAGGCUCAAGGAUGAACAUUUCAUGCUUCAAGUGCACGACCACGAGACUUGUUUAACCUCGAGUUUCCGAGCAGAAGCCCAGGAUAGGGAAUCGGUGGUUGAGGAGUCCGGUGUCGCUGAUGCGAAACCUUGGCCAUGGGAACUCCGUCGAGUUGUUGGGCUUAUUUUUAUUUUCAUGCUGACUGGCAUCAUCGCUGCAGUUUGUGCACUGCGAGGCUUAAUUCAACGCAACAAUGGGCUCCCUUUGCCUUCCGGAAGCACCUUCCUCCAGCAGAUCCUGCUCAACUUUAUCCCCACCGCGCUCGGAACUCUCAUGGAACCGUUCUGGACUGUCUUGAACAGGCUUCUCUGCAUCAUUCAGCCAUUUAUUGAACUGAAUACAGGAGCAACCUCCGCUUCACAAUCAAUUUUGCUGGAGUAUACGUCUGUCCCGCCUCAGUUGGUGAUCUGGCGGGCGCUCAAGGCGAAGCAUCUGCUUUUGGCUGCGGUAUGUGCAGUAGCAGUUGCAGCAAAUGUCUUGACAGUCGGCUUUAGCGGCCUUUUUGAAAUAAGAAGUACCAAUCUAGGAAAUCUCAUCUCGGUUGAGCAGACUGUGCUCCCGCAACUCGCACAGCCCAACGACACGGGUGUCUCUGGCAACCUGGGAGAGCCCCUGCAAAUAAUGCUCGCAAAUGUUUCGCAAAACGUUGCUCUGGUCCCGUGGGUCUCUCCUGAAUACUACUUUCUUCCAGUUUCGCUGCCAGCAAACACUUCAGUAUCAACCUAUGAGUUGUCGACCAUCGGAAUAGGUUCGCAACUGGACUGCCAGGAACUAAAAGAGUCGAAUUCAGACUUUCUGUACCGUUUCAUUUUGAGCCACGACGCUAUGGAGGCGAACUUUACCGUUUUCCAGAAGUUGUCCGACGGUUCUCAGAUCCGCUGUUUCUACCCGGUCGCCUUCACUGGUGAUAACGAUCCAGCGCCGUCGGAGGCGACUCAAAUUUACCUUCGGGGUAAUCCUGAAGGCAGGCAGGGCGUGGAAAUGUUCAUACAGCCAAUUCCAGUGAAAUCACGGCGACUCCACAGGAAAAAUAUGCGUGCCCACGAAUGCUCAUUGCAGGUUGGUUCGACACUCAAUUCGACUUUCAUGAUGUGCAAGCCUCGUUUCCAGACUGCAAAUUUCAGCGUGGUCACAGACCAGAGUGGACAUGUCCUCAAUUACACUCAGCUCGGGCCCUUGAGUGAAGAAGUCGAGGAACAUCUGGCAUCGGCGGUAUGGAAUGCCACGAUGUUCCUAGUAGGCCAAGGGUCGGAUACUCUUAGAUGGCAUAAUGACACCAUUGCCUCCGAUUGGUUUAAUGUGUUCUUGAAAAAGGUUUCGCGGUCAACCUCCAUCAUUGACCCCCUAACUCCUCCACCAGAUUUCGCGACGACAGCUGAUCUGGUAAGCCAAGUCUACCAGCAGCUCUUCGCAAUCGUCCUGCAGGACAAUCAAAAAUAUCUCAUGCCGGCUCCUCCAGGAUCCUUAAUCAUUGCCAAUGAAAUCGGUACGCAACAGAGGGUCUUCGUUUCCGAUACUAUGGUUUAUAUCGUCAUCGUGAUCCUAGCGUUAGAUACGACCGUUGCCAUAGUGCUCUACUCUCGACUCCCCAAACCUUUUCUCCAUCGGAUGCCGACGACUAUCGCUGGGCUCCUCGCAUAUAGUACGGGCAGUCACCUGGCGCAGGAUCUGGAUAUCCAAAUGGCAGCUACCGCCGGUCGAAGUGGGAUGCAAGAAGCUCUCAAGAAAAGGGGCAGCGUGUACGGAUUUGGCAGAUAUAUCGGCACAGAUGGGGAAAUCCACUUCGGCAUUGAUCGCCAGCCUUAUCUCAUUCCCCUGCGAGUUCAAGAUUUGCCAAAGUGGUGGCAGCUGGUGACAAAAACCCCACUUUUCUUUAAGAAGCGGUCUUCACAAUCCGAUAUGAUUUAG
Molecule: messenger RNA, 2187 nt
Organism: Rasamsonia emersonii CBS 393.64
Lineage: Eukaryota; Fungi; Ascomycota; Eurotiomycetes; Eurotiales; Trichocomaceae
Exons: 3
Source: RefSeq, a predicted model, not a curated record